CAAGUCUCGCUUGAAUUCGGCAUUGAUGCACUUCUAGUGUUAAUUGUGCUAGGAUCUUGAAGGUGAUAGGCAUCUCAAUCUCUUCAAGACGGACCGCGACGACAUUUGCGGUGCAUCCUGAGACAAGGUUGAACAAUGGCUACCUUGCUGCCUUCCAACUUCGAAGAAGCGUAUGAAAUCGCGAAGACGGAGUUCUUCAAGAGUCUCAAACGGCCCCAAGACUACGAUUUCUCCAGAUUUACAUCGAUAGACGACGUCUACGACUACACGGCGAAACUCCAAGAGGAACAAGACCGAAAAGGGAACAUGAGGCAUUUGAACAGAAUCAGACCAUAUCUCCAAAAUCUGGAGCAAUAUGUCGGAGUUCUCGAUGUUCUAUCGCAGGCAAAGGGGGACCUGCUUUCACUCAUCUGGGGGCCCAUCAAAUUCUUGAUCCAGAUUUCCAGCACCCUUGUGAAAAGCUAUGACAAGAUCAUCGACACAAUGGGGCAAAUUGGAGAUCGGCUGCCUCAUUUUAGGAAAUACCUUGAGCUCUUCAAGUCUAACGAUACUCUGAAAAGGCUCUUGUUGGUGUUUCUCCGCGAUAUUUUGGAAUUUCAUGUUACAGCAUUAAAUUUCUUCAAAUCAAAGAAGUGGGAGCUCUACUUUGAAUCCAUGUGGCCAAAGUAUGGCAACAAGAUCACGAUCAUCAUGAACAACAUUGAGCGGCAUGCCGCUCUUAUCAGCAACGAAGUCACCCUGACCAGCAUCCAGGAUGCGCAGGCUGCAUAUGCUGAAGCGUUGAAGACCUAUGAGCGCGAUGGAGAGUUUCAGCGUCGUCAGGACUUUGCUACUGUACAGCAAUCUUUGUCCCCAAGACUGUACGAUGAUGAUCUUGAGACGUUUCGAAAACGCCGCUCUCCAGACUCUGGUAAAUGGAUCGAAAAGAAUGGGGAUUUCAGCGCCUGGCUCAACACCAGCAACAAGACAAAGCAGAUCUUAUGGGUUGAGGGCAUCCCGGGCGCAGGAAAGUCCUAUCUUUCGGCAUAUAUAGUCGACAUCGCUCAACGCCAAGUCGACAGUUGCACAGUAUUUGCGUUCCUCAGUUUCCAGGACCAGAAAUUGACAACGGCUAAAGUCCUUCAGUCGCUGAUCUUCCAACUAGCGCUGGAGAAUGUGGAUUUGCACCAGGCCCUCUGUCGCGAAGUUCAAAGCAAUUACCGAGGAGUUUCAAGCAACACUGCCUGCCUCAGAACUCUCUUCGUCAAGAUGCUUCAGAUGUCCAACCCCACGUACAUCGUGGUAGAUGGGGUCGACGAGAUCGACGAGAAUGAGAGAUCUUUCCUCCUCAGGACACUCCUGGAGGCAAAAAAGGAGUGUAAUGAAGUGAAGUUACUGAUCAGUAGUCGAGGCGAAGACAACAUCUUGAGAAUCAUGCGGCGUGAGGCAAUUCGCAUUCAUCUUCAGGCUAACAAUCUCGCAGACAUUCAGUGCUUUGUUCGAGAGAGGACCAAUGAAUGGCUCAGCUGCAGCGCUUUUGAUGAAUGUACCGCUGCAGAGAUCAGGAACCUCCUUGCACCACUUGCGUCUAAAUCAGAAGGGAUGAUUCUUUACGCCAGGCUCGUGCUGGAUAAUAUCUCAUAUUUGAGUAGUUUGCACAGCAUUAAAGAGGAGUUGAGUGCGCUUCCUCGUGGCCUGGAUGAAGCGUACGGUCGCAUCCUACUACGGAUUACAGAAGUGCUAUCAAAAAUCGACCGCGGUCAAGUCAAAAGAAUAUUGAGCUGGAUUGCUGGUUCCCAGGUAUCGCUUCAAAAGCGUGAACUCGAGGCUGCGUUCUCGAUUCGAGAGGGGGUCAGAAGCAUAUCAAAAGAGAGCAGAGUCUUCCUCAAUGUUUUACAUCUCUGCGGCCCCAUUGUUGAAGUUCAAGACGAUGACACCAUUCGGUUUGUCCACUUCACAGCGAAACAAUUCCUUGCGAAUCAGCAAAACGAGCUUUUCAUUGAUCUCCAAUAUGCCCGACUUGAUAUUUGCCGAACUUGUAUUACAUUUCUCGGCUUCGAAUGUCUCGAGUAUGAGGAAGAUGAAGAUAUUAAGCAAGCUAUACUGUCUGGGCAGUUUGUUUUCUUCCAUUACGCCGCAACUCAAUGGAUCGCCCAUCUAAAUCUCUAUAUCGAACUCCAAAUAAAGAAACCAGAAAGAGAUGUUCUCUGCGAAGAGGUUCAGGAUCUGGUCCAGCGCAUGGAAAGCUUCAAUCAAAUUGCGCCUUCCAGCACGAUCCAGCCGAGGAACCAGGAUUUCCAUUCUAUCAAGAACAAUUGGCCUGAUCUCUCAGCAAUAUUAUCCCAGGAACACGCGUAUAUGAGGUUCAAGGCACCAUUUACCAGCCUUCAAACAGUCACGCUAUUUGACUCUGAAAGCCCGUUAAACAUAUUCGCUAUUUAUGGAAAGUUCUACCAGACUCUCGACUCCAUGCUCUGUCCUGACACGAGGCAUCGACCUGAGUGUUCCUGUCAGACGCUCAAGAACCUAUACGGACAGUUCAUUUACAAGUGUGACAGAAUAGCUUGCCGCCAUCACCGACAUGGAUUUGACAACAGGAAGGAGAGAGACCAACAUCUGCUGGGCCAUGACAGACCAUUUAAAUGUCCAGAGUCUGUCUGCGCCUUCAGCGAAAUCGGGUUCAAGUCCGGACAAAGUCUGUCUCAACACAUGGACCAGUGCCAUCCAACUCAGAACCCAGUCACGACGAAACACCCUGCUAUCCAAGAUAUCGACCCUGAGAGUGUCGAAGUUGUUCUAACAGAAGCAGUGAAGGCUGGGGAAGUAGGAUUCGUCUCGAAAUUGCUUGGGAACAUUCCAAAAAAACUCGCAGAUACACUUUACAUCGUCGCUCUGCGCAGCUCUGAUCCUGCGAUGGUGGCGCAAUUUGUUAGCUCAGGCUUUUCUAUUGACAAGGCCGAUAUACCAAGGUCCGCCAUUGGUACGGCCGAAAAAGUGGUGCCGCUCAAUGUGGCCAUUCGAGCCUGCAACUUCGAAGUCGUCAGGUACCUUCUCGCCACUGGCUGUGACCGCAACAGAAGUGACUUCCCCUAUGAAUGCCCUAUGAGUGGAUUGGUGAAUUGGGGUACGGCACUCGAUCACGCAAUUGGUCUAUCCCUUCCACAAAAACGGCUGGAAGCUAUAUCCGCCUUGACUGACAACGGAACCAACAUUCAUGAAGAUUAUCGUUAUUCAUUCAAACCGCUUCGGUCGCUUCUUCGUCGAAAAAAUGUCGAAGCGGAAAGGGUCGUCAUUCAGACCUUGGAGCUUCUCAAAAGGAGCUUUUCUCUGAGGGAUCUCAAUGAACUUCUCAGAGUCGAAGCAGACGGCGGAUGCUCGGUUGAAGUCGGGAGAUGGCUGAUACAGAACGGUGCACGAGCUGACGAUCGUCCUAAAAACCCUGUCAAAUAUUCUGCACUCCACAGGGCUUGCAACAAGCGAACUGAGAAUGCAGCUUAUUUUGUAAAAUGUCUGUUGGAGUCUGGAGUAGAUCCGGCCUUAAGGGCUGGCCAUCCGCUCGCAGUGGAACCGAAGGGUGCCAAGAACAUUUCCACCUGGCUAGGCGUGACUUGGGAGGAGCUGAUCGAGUCUACAAAAUCCGCAAGGCGAGCCAAGGAAUAGGUACCUCGAUACCGAAGGUAAAUGAGCUGGGCAGAUGAAGUUGAUAUGGAUAUGAGCCGGGAGCGUGUGAUAGUCACCUGGAAAGUGGGAUAAAUCUGCAAAGCUUGUCGUUCUGCCAUGCCUCAUCAGCAGUGGCCUCGAAGUAAACCUGGAGACUAGGAAGAUGACAAGAAAUGAAC
This is a messenger RNA of Cladophialophora immunda, 3818 nucleotides long. RefSeq lists its product as uncharacterized. Bases 136 to 3639 code for a protein of 1167 amino acids. NCBI's taxonomy places the organism in Eukaryota, Fungi, Ascomycota, Eurotiomycetes, Chaetothyriales, Herpotrichiellaceae. The record is from RefSeq and is a predicted model, not a curated record. Gene Ontology annotation, molecular function: protein binding. The transcript is spliced from 9 exons.